GCCGUCCGAGCGCAGGAAUCCGGCCCGACCCGCGCCGCCGAGUUUAUUUUUAACCAGCACCGGCGGGGACUCGGAUGGUGCGCGCACCGCGGGGCCAGACACAUCUUCCCAAGCGCUGCUCUCCAUCUUCCGCCCUCUCGCGCUCGCUCGCUCUCCUCCGACAUCCUCCCCCCCAUGUGGGAGGGGAAACUUUUCUCCUACAUACUUUCGAGUCCCUCUCGGGUCGGGAAGCGCGGAGAUGAAGCCGGUACCCGCUCGCCCGCCGCCGCCAGGUUGUUCCAACUCUGUGCUUCAGAAGUGGUGGCUUUGAGGUGUGACCCUGCCCCCAUUUUGGGCCCAGUCAAUGUCAGCUCCUCAGUAAGGAGGACAGCGUGAUAACAGGAAAAAAACAGAGUCAAGGAGCAAUACCAAGAGAAGAAAAAGGAAGUAAACACCAGAGUCAUUUCCUACUCCAAUGUGGAUGAUAGCUGCAGCUAGGGGAAUUUCAGACUGUCAGCUGGUCUAGAAAAUGGAGUUCUAUGGCAGAGGCUUCUUAGAAGCAUAAAACUUUGUCCCAAUGACGUCCAGUUCACCCAUUGGCUUGGAAGGCUCAGACCUGUCUUCCAUCAACACCAUGAUGUCAGCUGUAAUGAGCGUAGGGAACAUUGCUGAAAAUGGUGGGAGCCCCCAGGGCAUCAAGUCCCCCACGAAGCCUCCAGGACCCAAUCGGAUUGGCAGAAGGAACCAGGAAACGAAAGAGGAGAAGUCUUCCUACAACUGUCCCCUGUGUGAGAAGAUCUGCACAACCCAGCACCAGUUGACGAUGCACAUCCGCCAGCACAACACGGACACCGGAGGAGCUGACCACUCAUGCAGCAUCUGCGGCAAGUCCCUGAGCUCAGCCAGCUCCCUGGAUCGCCACAUGCUGGUGCACUCUGGCGAGAGGCCGUACAAGUGCACUGUGUGUGGCCAGUCUUUUACCACCAAUGGGAACAUGCACAGACACAUGAAGAUCCAUGAGAAGGACCCUAACAGCGGUGCUGCAGCCCCUCCAUCGUCCCCUCUGAAGCGUAGGCGGUUGUCCUCCAAGAGGAAACUGAGUCAUGAUGCUGAGUCAGAAAGAGAAGACCCAGCACCAGCUAAAAAGAUGGUAGAAGACGGGCAGUCAGGUGACGUGGAGAAGAGGACUGAUGAAGUCUUUCACUGCCCAGUCUGUUUCAAGGAGUUUGUUUGCAAAUAUGGACUGGAGACUCACAUAGAGACCCAUUCAGAUAACCCACUAAGAUGUGACAUUUGCUGUGUAACUUUUCGAACACAUCGAGGGCUGCUGCGCCACAAUGCACUUGUCCACAAACAGCUUCCCAGGGAUGCAAUGGGAAGACCUUUCAUCCAGAACAAUCCUUCAAUUCCUGCUGGCUUCCACGAUUUAGGGUUUACUGACUUCUCCUGUAGGAAGUUUCCUCGGAUUUCUCAGGCCUGGUGUGAAACAAACCUGCGACGGUGCACCAGCGAGCAGCACCGCUUCGUGUGUGACACCUGCGACAAGGCAUUCCCCAUGCUUCCCGCGCUCGCCCUGCACAGGCAGACGCACGCCGCCCUGGACCAGGGCCGCGAGAAGCCGCAAGCCAAGAGCCUGGCUGGCGACGCCCUGGACCAGAAGGUCUUCCUGGCCUUGCUGGGCCUGCAGCCCACCAAAGACGCGCCUGCCGAGCCGCCCCCGGCAGACGACGGCCCGGCCGCCCGGCUCCAGCCCCUCAAGCGGCAGCUACCUCAGGACCCCGGCUGCACCGAAGUGCUGAGUCUGUCUCCUUUCGAAGCCGCUUCCCUCGGCGGCUCUCUCGCGGUCAUCCCAGCUGCCAAGGAAGCCACCCUGAAGCACGUGUCCUUACAGCCCUUCCAGAAGGGUUUCAUCAUCCAGCCCGACAGCAGUAUUGUGGUCAAGCCCAUCUCGGGCGAGUCGGCCAUCGAGCUGGCCGACAUCCAGCAGAUUCUGAAGAUGGCCGCCUCGGCGCCCCCGCAGAUCAGUCUUCCGCCUCUCUCCAAGGCUCCCGCCACGCCCCUGCAAGCCAUCUUCAAGCAUAUGCCCCCUCUGAAACCAAAGCCCCUGGUCACACCCCGGACGGUGGUAGCCACCUCCACACCCCCGCCUCUCAUCAACGCCCAGCAGGCCUCGCCGGGCUGCAUGAGCCCCGGCCUCCCGCCACCCCCGAUGAAGGUGCUCAAGGGGCCCGCGGAGGCCGCCGCCGGUGCCCACGCGCUGCAGGCCAAGUCGGGGGCCCAGGCGCACGCCGCCACCCAGCUCUUCCUGCAGCCGCCGGGGGCCGAGCUCCCCGGGCAGCCCGAGAUGAAGACGCAGCUGGAGCAGGACAGCAUCAUCGAGGCCCUGCUGCCCCUGAGCAUGGAGGCCAAGGUCAAGCAGGAGAUCACCGAAGGGGACCUCAAGGCCAUCAUGACGGGCCCUGGCGGCAAGAAGGCCCCCGCCAUGCGCAAGGUGCUCUACCCCUGCCGCUUCUGCAACCAGGUGUUCGCCUUCUCGGGAGUCCUGCGCGCCCACGUGCGCUCCCACCUGGGCAUCUCUCCCUACCAGUGCAACAUCUGUGACUACAUCGCCGCGGACAAGGCCGCGCUCAUCCGCCACCUGCGCACGCACAGCGGGGAGCGGCCCUACAUCUGCAAGAUCUGCCACUACCCGUUCACGGUCAAAGCCAACUGCGAGCGGCACCUGCGCAAGAAGCACCUCAAAGCCACCCGCAAGGACAUCGAGAAGAACAUCGAGUACGUGAGCAGCAGCGCCGCGGAGCUCGUGGACGCCUUCUGCUCGCCGGAAACCGUGUGCCGCCUGUGCGGCGAGGACCUGAAGCACUGCCGCGCGCUGCGCGUCCACAUGCGCUCGCACUGCAGCCGCGGCCCGGGCGGCUGCCACAAGGCACGCAAGCCCUUCGAGUGCAAGGAGUGCAGCGCGGCCUUCGCCGCCAAGCGCAACUGCGUGCACCACAUCCUCAAGCAGCACCUGCACGUGCCGGAGCAGGACAUCGAGAGCUACGUGCUCGCGGCCGACAGCGCCCUGGGCCCCGCCGAGACACCCGCCGGCGCCCCCGGGAGGGGGGAGGAGGGCGGCUGCGUCGCUUUUGGAGACUGCAAGCCCCUCGCCACGUUUCUGGAGCCCCAAAAUGGCUUUCUUCACACAGGCCCCGCCCAGCCCUUGCCUUCACACAUCUCUGUCAAGUUGGAGCCGGCCAGCAGCUUUGCAAUGGAUUUCAACGAGCCUCUUGAUUUUUCACAAAAGGGCCUGGCGCUGGUCCAAGUGAAGCAGGAAAAUGUGUCCUCUUUCCUGAGCCCUUCUUCCCUGAACUCCUCCUACGACUGCUCCAUGGAGCCCAUAGACCUGUCUAUCCCCAAGAACUUAAGGAAAGGAGACAAGGACCCUGUUGUUCUCAGUGAAAACAAGGUCCCGGAGCGGGAAGCCUCGAGUGCGGAGCAGCUCUCUCCCUGCCCACCACCCUGCUCUGCCCUGCCAGUGACUUUGGAGUCCAGAGGGAUGCUGGAAAACUCCACAAGCACUGUGGCAGCCGCCACCAUGGCUGCCAGCCUGGAGCCCCACACUCAGCCCCUCCAGGGCUCUGUUCAGCUGGCUGUCCCCAUCUACUCCUCAGCUCUCAUCAGCAGCCCUCCCCUCCUGGGCAGCUCGGCCCUCAUCAGCAACUCAGCUCUCCUGAGCAGCCCAGCCUUGCUUCGGCCGCUGCGGCCCAAACCCCCCUUGCUCUUGCCAAAGCCCCCUAUGACAGAGGAGCUGCCUCCCCUGGCCUCCAUUGCCCAGAUCAUCUCAUCCGUAUCGUCAGCCCCAACUCUGUUGAAAUCCAAGGGGGCUGACCCAGGGCCACCAAGCACCAGCAGUAGCAGCACGGCCGCAGAUAGCUUAGGGGACCCCAUCCCCAAAGCCACCACCACUACCGCUGAGAGCCCGGGCCCUAACGAAGCCAGUGACCCACCCCCUGCAGCCAGCAGCCCAGAGGAAGCCUUGCCCACGGAACAGGGGCCAGUGGGCUCCUCCAAGAAGAGGGGCCGGAAAAGGGGGGCAAGGAACCGGCCCCUCACCAAUAACAGCGGGGUGGAUCUGGACUCCAGUGGAGAGUUUGCCAGCAUCGAGAAGAUGCUGGCCACCACGGACACCAACAAGUUCAGUCCAUUUCUGCAGACAGCAGAAAGUGAUGCUCAGGGGGAGGUGGCCGGAGCUCCCGCAGAGCACCAUGGGCCCAGUGACGAGGAGCGGAGUACUCCCCCGGAAGACAGGCUGCUGAGGGCAAAGCGGAACUCCUAUGCCAACUGCCUGCAAAAGAUCAACUGCCCCCACUGUCCUCGGGUCUUCCCUUGGGCCAGCUCCCUCCAGAGACACAUGCUUACACACACUGGUCAGAAACCCUUCCCCUGUCAAAAAUGCGAUGCCUUCUUUUCUACCAAAUCUAACUGUGAACGCCACCAGUUGCGCAAACAUGGAGUUACCACCUGCUCCGUGAGAAGAAACGGGCUUAUCCCCCCAAAAGAGGGUGAUGUUGGAUCCCAUGAUAGCACAGACAGCCAGUCAGACACUGAGCCUUUGGCCACCGCGGGGGAGGCACUGGACCUCACCGCUCCGGACCGCGAGCGGCCGCCGCCCGAGGGAGCCGCGGAGCCCAGCCCCGCAGCGGCGGCCGAGGACCCCGCGGGGAAGGAGGCAGCAGCGGGAGCCGAGGAGGCCUGCUCCGCCCAGGCUGAGGAGAGCCCGGCCCCCGAGGAGGGCGAGCGGGCGGAGGCCCCCGAGGAGGACGCGGCCAGCAACCAGAGCCUGGACCUCGACUUCGCCAGCAAGCUGAUGGACUUCAAGCUGGCCGAGGCCGAGGCGGAGGCGGGCAGCCGAGGCGCGGCGCAGCACGACCAGAAGCACACGUGCGACACCUGCGGGAAGGGCUUCAAGCUCCUGGGCACCCUGACCCGGCACAGGAAGGCGCACGGCUGCCGGGAGCCCAGGGAGGAGCCCGAGGCGCCCCAGCCUGAGCCCGAGGAGCCCGAGGAGCCGCCCGCCGGGUCCCCCGCCCCGGCCACGACCACCACCGGGGAGGCGGCGGAGGAGAAGCAGGCCGAGGAGACCGAGGGCCCCUCGGACGGGGAGGGCCCCGAGAAGAGGGCCUCCGAGAGGAGUGAGGACGACAGGAAGCCAAAGACGGACUCGCCCCGAAGCGCGGCCAGCAAGGCGGACAAGAGGAAGAAAGUGUGCAGCGUGUGCAGCAAGCGCUUCUGGUCCCUGCAGGACCUCACCCGGCACAUGCGCUCGCACACAGGAGAAAGGCCAUACAAGUGUCAAACCUGCGAGCGAACCUUCACCUUGAAGCACAGCCUAGUUCGACACCAGAGGAUCCACCAGAAAACCAGGCACAGCAAGCAUCACGGGAAGGACAGUGACAAGGAGGAGCGGGCCGAGGAGGACAGCGAGGACGAGUCCACCAACAGCGGCAAUAACCCCGUCUCGGAGAACGAGGCUGAGUCCGCGCCUAGCACCAGCAACCACGUGGCCAUGACCAGGAGCCGGAAGGAGAGCUUGGCCCCUGCGGGGAAGGACUGCGGCUGCCCCGCGGAGAAGGGCGCCGUGGGGCGGGCGCCCGAGCCCAGCCGGGGAGCGCCCGCGGGGCAGGCGUCUCCGGCCGAACCUGACCCCGGGAGCCCAGCCACCCUUGUGCAAGACCUCCUGGAGCUGUGCAGCAAGAGGUCUUCCCACCCCAUCCUGGCCGCCGAGAGCACCUCGCAGCUCCUGGGCAUGGAGUGACACAGCCUGCCUGGUCCCCACCAGCACAUGGACAAAGCCAGCCGAGCAGAGCAUCCCGAAUCCCGACUGCAUGACGUCUCCUCAGUGUCCGCAGCUGGUAGGACGUGAGCGAGACAUGCAUGCAGCUCGUGCCACAGCCUCACCAAGUGCCCGCGCACAGGCCGCAGCACGGCCGAUUCCAGUGCCUUAACUACUACGGAUCCUCCUCCCGUGUCACGCGGGGGUGCUCAUCUCCCGACAUGUUUUAAUGAAUUCUUUGGGGAGGACCUCUUCAUUUGAGCAUUAACAUUACCUUUUGUAUUGGUGUGUGUGAGCUUGUUUUUGUGAAUCUGUGAUAGAACUGUUUGUUCUGUGAGCUGAAAACAGAAGAAAAAAAAACAUGCCCUUGGAUACCCAUAGCCAAUAACUGGAAGAAAAUGUUGUGAAUUUCAUGUACAUGAGCAGAGGAAAGAUGGAUGUGAGGCUGAUUUCUAAACCAGACCUUCUUUUUUGUUUGUUUGUUUUUUAAUCUCUGAUCCAGUCCUUGGUAUUAGAGGAUGUGGUUGAUGAAGGUUUCCCAUAUGGUUCAAGCCAAAAAGAAAGAACCUAGACUAGCUUCAACCUCAUACAUGUUUCACAUUAGAAGUGGUUACUGUUCGAGUUUCAAGACAUUCAUUGUUAAUUCACAGAGAAGAGUUACCUCCCCAGCAACUUAACCUAUGGAAGACACGCCUGGGUGUCGUAUAUUUGGUUUCUCCUCCCUAGUCGGCAUAUGUUGUUAUUAAUAUUAUUAUAUUAUUUUUAUUAAUAAUUUUUAGUUCAUCAGUUUGCUGGGCUCUGCAUUCAGCAGAAACAAGUGGGCAAUAUUUGUCCUGGGGGACCUGCGCUGUCCCUGGUCCCCGCAUACCAUGUGCCUGCAGCCUCUGUCGGCACGCUCCGGUGACAGCUCUUCUACUGUACUCAGACAAGCCUUUCUUCCAUGACUGUAGAGUCCGGCAGGGGCCAGGGCGGACCUCCAAACAUGGCCAAGGAGCAGCUUAGAGGGGAAGGAAAGGAUGUGUGUGUGGCAGGGAGCCGACAUACGAGACACCAGGCUGUGCCUGGGAUACCGCAGAGGUGGCUUUCGAGGAAGCAGGGCCGUGACGGGCACGUGACUGAUGAACGAGGUUUUCUCAGUCUAACUGCUAAGCACAGUCCAAGCUUUUCCAGCCGAGCUACUGUCUGAAGCAAGGAAAUACUACUGGUAGUAAGACUCCCCGGCGAGGGUCAGGUGAGAGUCCUCGCUUGACCUUCCUGUGAUGCAGGGUGGGUGCUUGGGGAGAGAUGUGCUCUUGCUGGCUCUUCAGCUGGCCUGAGCCUGUGGUGCAAAAAGGCAGGGCUCCUUUGACCCCUGGACGUCCCACGCAGGCCGUAGACUCCCUCACUAUCGCUGGCAGCAGUGAAAAUGAACCAAGCCUACUGUAGCUGACCUAUGGUCAGCGCCCUGUCCUUCAGCCGAAGCCCUGAGGAUGCCUGAGCCACACUCUUCCCGGGGCCCCUUUGCUUGUUGCACCCCUCCAGAGCCUCUCGCCUUGCGGGGGUGGAGGGCAGGAGCAUGCACUCCUCGGCCCAGUUCCCUCGCUUGGGGCUCUGUCCCUCCCGUUUAGACUUAGGUCUACACACCCCUCCUUUCUCCACUUCACCAGGUUCCAGUGGCUACAACCCAACCACCCUGACUUCAAAGGAAGAUAGAUAUUUUAGAGAUAAUGAAAGGUGAGAUAUUUGCAUAUGAAAGGAAAAAGGUUGAGGUAUAUAUGAUUUUUAACUGUAUUAAGGAUGUAUGAACCCAUUUAAAAAUGAGAUUUUAUUUACUAUAGAGAUGAAUGCAAAUCAGAACCAAUGAUCCCAUGGUCUAAGUUAAAACCAGUUCUUGCAUCCCUUAGGUUUUUUUUUUAUUAUUAUUACAAAUGUUAUUGUUAUUUUCAUUGUUAUUAUUUGGGGUUUCUUGUAUUUUGUUUUUCUUUGCAACUCUCCACACUAAACUCGUGAUCUUGUGGGGAGAAGCCAUGACUGAACUCUAUGCCGCGAGCCACGUAGCAGCGGCCGUAGCCGGGCUGCAGCUCGCAAUAAUCACUAUUGACUUAAAGCUUUAUUUAGCCUGAUCUGUACCUUGUAGUCAAUAAGGUCUUGCCACGUUUUCAUUAGUGAGGUUGAGAAAUGUAUUACCUGUUCGUUCUUCCCGCCUCCCCCAAUAUUAAACUGUGAAAUUUG
Messenger RNA from Jaculus jaculus (lesser Egyptian jerboa), 8005 nucleotides. It is a transcript of the gene Rreb1, whose product is annotated as ras responsive element binding protein 1. Gene Ontology annotation, cellular component: nucleus. The coding region runs from base 557 to 5776 and encodes 1739 amino acids. Gene Ontology annotation, biological process: regulation of transcription by RNA polymerase II. The record is from RefSeq and is a predicted model, not a curated record. Lineage: Eukaryota; Metazoa; Chordata; Mammalia; Rodentia; Dipodidae. Gene Ontology annotation, molecular function: RNA polymerase II cis-regulatory region sequence-specific DNA binding; DNA-binding transcription activator activity, RNA polymerase II-specific. The transcript has 13 exons.